CACUGACAUUUCCUGUCAGUGGCUAAUCAGACAAAAGCAUAUAGAAUGGACAUGAAGAUAAAGCAAAAUAGCGAAGAAAAAUGACACACAAUCCUGUUGAAGGGAGAGUAAACUAAGGUGACCAGAAGAGAGAGAUUCAUCGAGUCCAGUGAUUGAUGUACAGUGAGCUCGUGUUAAAGUAGAACGCCACUCCAAAUGUGGACUUUGCUGAGGACUUCAACUUUGAGGUUACCAAUCUCUGUCAUUAUCAUGGUGUCUGGCUGGAAGCAUGAGGAGAUUUUUCUCCAAUAGUUACUGUGAAAACCUGAUUGAGUUCCUGGAGGUAAAAAUCACAAAAGUGUGAGGGACCCCUAUGACUGUGUCCCCCUUGGAGUUUUUAACUCUCAGAUGGGUCUACUCCAAGUCUCCAGCAAUUCAUCAAUUACAGUCCUGGUUUUCCUGCCCCAGCACUGGUUCCCUUAGAGGUUUCUGCUCUGCUUCAGUAAAUGGUUCCUCUACGGACAAGAGGCAGAGAAAAUUAGAACUUCCUGUAGAAGCCAACGCUUCUCUGUCCGUACCUGUGGAUACGAAGGUUGUGUUCGAUUGCCCUUCCAUCCUGUUGACCUCUAUGGUGGUAACAGCGUGGCAAAUAAUCCUCAGAGGCAAGCUGUCCUGCACCAGAGCGUACAGGAGAGAUAGAAAUGAGACCAAGGAAGGAAACCGUACCGACGAGAGAAUAACCUGGGCCUCCAGACCUGAUGAGAACCUCGCCCUUCAGAUUGAUCCAGUGGCCACCACUCAUGACGGGUUUUACAUGUGUCAAAUGGUAACACCUGAUGGGAAUUUCCAUCGUGGAUAUCACCUCCAAGUGUUAGUGCCCCCCGAGGUGACCCUGCUUCAAAGCAAGAAUGGAACCACGGUGUGCAGGGCAGCUGCAGGGAAGCCGGCUGCACAGAUCUCCUGGACCCCAGAGGGAGACUGUGUCACCGAGCAAGAACAUUGGGCCAAUGGCACAGUGACCGUCCAGAGUACAUGCCGCUGGGAGGACCACCCUUUGUCUGUGUCCUGCUCUGUCUCACAUGUGACCGGCAACAAGAGCCUGUCUUUAGAGCUGAGUCUCGGUCUCAUAAUCCGAGGAUUUCCAGCAUCGUCCUUACUGGUUAUUCUCUAUGUGAAAUUUGCUCUUUUCUUGGUUAUCCUGGUCAUUGUGGCAUUCAUCUACUUCCAGAGGAUUAAUGGUUGCAGAGCACGAAAAUAAAAAAAUCUGGAAGUCAAUUUAGACUUGAUGAGAUAUCAGAAAAAGCAGCCAGUUGAAAUCAGCCUUCAUGUUCAACACCUACUUCAAUGGCUCCUGUUACUCUUUGAUACCUUUGUGUUUAUAAGGAUUGAUGUGAUAGUUGGCAAUGCCCAUUUCAAACUCUUAGCAUACAUAUAUACACAUGCAAAAGCUUGCUGCCUGCCUUCACCAAAUGCCUGGGAUGACUCAUCACUUUCCCCUUUGCCCUAGUGAGUUCUUAUCUGCAAAAGAGUAACAGCCCUGCUUCUCAGCCUAAAGAGGAAGAUGGCUCAGCAAAAGGCAAAUAACAAUGCUGUGCAGUUUCCCCACAUUUCUCGUGUCCUUUGGAUGGUGCUUUCAUCCUAACUUCUUGUUUUCUCUGCCUACUUGAGAUGCUAAUCAAUGUUGCAAUGGCAAGAGCCACUACAAACACUGCCUUCAAGUCAGCUAGUUGCUGACCUUCCAUUGCCUUUCUUGCUCGCUAGCAAUUAGUGGGGCAGUUGUAUUGCAUUUCUGGAUUGGUCAUUGAAUGAAUGGCCAGCAAUAAUUUUCAGUAGUACCUGCAUUUUUGAAGAAAUUAUAAGUUGAUCCCCAAAUAAGGAGCUGUUAGAGUCAUUGGAGACGGUGCUGAAUGUCACCUCAUCUUUUAGAGCUCCAGUGUCUCAAUUCCCUUUCUCAGUUCUCUUUCUUGUCUGCACUCCAAGUUGGAAUGGAUUAACGGUGGUAAGAGUAAGAGUGCUUGGUGAAACCCUAACAUCCUCUAGGCCCACUGUAAACAGGAACCCUAUCUUCACUGGUACAUAUGGUAAUCCUAUAGUAAAACAUGUCCUUUUAUUAAAAGAAAAAAGUUUUUGUGUAAAGUGGCAGGUGAUUCGGGCUGUUACUUUUAUUUUUAGCAAAACUCUAAGGGAGAAAAUUAAUGCAUACUGUCUAGAGGAUACUAAAUAAGUAGAAUAGUCUAAUCAUUAAAACAAACAACCCCCAAAUCUCAGUGUAUUCAUACCACAAAAGUUUAAUUCUUGUGCACUUCACAUUCCAAUGCAGGUUGGUAGGGCUAGGGCAGGGGGCGGGAGUGGUUCUGCUCCAAGCAAGCAUUUUAUCUUAUGGCCCUGCCCUUCUCAGAGUAUUCUCCAUUCGGCUGGUGAAUGGGAAAGACAGAAAGAAAAUGAAGAAUUUUAUGUGGGAGGUUUUUAUGAACUAGGCCUGCAGUAGUAAUCACUUCUGCUCGCAUUCUAUUAACUGGUACUUGUUACAGGGCCGCACUAACUUCUGUGAAAGUUGGAAAAUGUAGUGCAGCCUUGGAAGAAGGAGAGUCAGGUUUUGGGUACAUAUAGCCAGUCUUCCCCUAGUAAAGGUGGAGGAAAAAUGCUAAGAUUAAUACUUACUCCAUUAGUAAUUGAACAUGAGUCAAGAAAUAAAUUAGCAAAUAAUGUCAUAUGUAACUUAUAUUAGCUCUUUUCUCUCUUUCUUUUUUAUUAUAAUCCCCUCAUGUUUAAAACAGGGCAUAGAGUGGAAAAAAAGUCUAGUACCACAAUUCUGUCACAGACUCAAAAAUACGGUGGCACAGAUUGCUAGCUGCCUGGUCCAGUGCUCAUCUUCCUCUUUCUCCUUGUGGUAGAUGAUUAUAUUCAUGACUCCAGAUCUUUGCCCCUCCUUCUCUCCAAGUAACUGGACAGUGACUUUAGAGUUCCUUCCAUAAAGAGAGUGUGUAUUUCUUGACCCCAUGUGAUUUGCUUUAUCCAGUCAAAUGAGGCAGAAGUGGCAGUCUACCAGUUUUGAGCCUAGAUCUCAAGAGGUCCUGCAUGUUUCUACUGCUACUCCAUGAGAGCACGCCUGGCUAGUCUGCUGGAGGAUGAGAAACACGGAGAGCAGAGCUGGGUCACCCCAGUCUCCUCCCCAACCCUGCUGUUGCGGCCAGACUAGACAACCCAAUAGUCAGCGAUCUCCUAGGCACGUGAGGAAGCUCGAUCAAGAUCAGAAGAGCUGUGUACCUAACCCUCAGAGGAUCUCAGACAUUUAAGCAAUCGUUGCCACAGAGGUUUUGUAAUUGUUACUUAGCAUUAUCGUGAAUUAGGUCUCUGACACAUUGCUCAAUAACAUAACUCCAAUUUUAUUUGGUAUGGGGACAUACUUAGCUAAAAGACAUUUCUCAGUUUCCCUUGCAGCUGAGUAUGACCACCCACAAAAGUUUUGCAAAUGAGGUGUAAACACAAUCUUAUGUGAUAUUUUUAGGAAAGCUCUUUAAAGAGAAAGGAGAGGUCCUCUUUUGCAUUUCCUCCUUAUCCCCUAGACUACAACGUUGUUGUGAUGAUUGGAAGUCCAGCUGCUGACCUGGGUCAUAGGUGACACUGAGGAUGGAAGCUACUCACUAAGAUGGUGGAAAAGAAAGAUGAAUGGAGCCUGUGUCCUGAUGACAAUGGAGUUGCCACACAAACUCUAGACUACUUACCUAUAAACUUCUUUUGUGUGAGAAAGAAUAAACUAUUUUGUUUAUGCCACCGUCA
Equus caballus (horse) is the source of this 3759-nucleotide messenger RNA. RefSeq names its product cell surface glycoprotein CD200 receptor 1. The record is from RefSeq and is a predicted model, not a curated record. Gene Ontology annotation, biological process: regulation of neuroinflammatory response. Gene Ontology annotation, cellular component: external side of plasma membrane. Gene Ontology annotation, molecular function: signaling receptor activity. Lineage: Eukaryota; Metazoa; Chordata; Mammalia; Perissodactyla; Equidae.